AUGUUGUAUCGCCAUGCGCCCCCUCUGUGGGUGGCAGCGGCUCAUACACCAACUCUCGCGCCUAUUUCCUGCAAGCUGAAGAGGAGUUUCACCACUGGGAAGGAGACCUUCGAUGCUGUACUGGAGGAUGUGGCAAGGCGGAAGGCGACUAACACAGGGGUUGGGGACACACCAGAGGACGUGCCUGAUUGUGAGGAGCCUCCAGCAGAGGAGGAGGAAGAGGUUAUGCAAGUGCUGGAUAUCGAUGACGAUGAGAUGCGGCAAAUUGCCAAGAAGAUGCCCCUCUCUGAUCGAACUGUCCAAGACGUCCGUGCAGAGCUGCAAGCCAGGCUGGACGGCCAAGUCUCGAGCUCAGCGGGAGCUGAGCUCGUGCCUGACGAUGAUGACGCUGGCAGCGAGGACGACGUCAGUCCGGAGGAGUUGGUGGAGGAUGAGGAGGAAGAGCUGACGCCGGCACAGCGAUUUUACUUGGAGAACAAGGACAGGCUUCUUGAGAGGGCCACUAGCUACUAUAUGGACAAGGCCAAGCAGGAGGAAGAGGAGGACCCUGAUGGGGUGGUGGACUCCUGGAGGUUCUAUAGGGACCCGGUGGUCCGACCACCGAAGGGCCACAUGUGGAACUAUAAAGACUCUGGUCGGGACAGUCUUCCUGCGGAGGAGUACGAGCCUAUCCAGUUCACCGAAGGGGAGAUGCCCACAGUUGAGCAGAUCACUCGACUGCUCCAGGAUGAACAGGCCCUUGAUAUCACUGUUGUCGAUCUCGAUCUGGUUGGUCGUCGAGACGUGGGCCUGUGGGCAAUCAUAGCCACUGUCCAGUCGGGAGGUCAUGGGCGUCGAUUGGCUUCUCUCUGUACUCGAACGGUCGACGAGUUGAAGAUACCAGGAGUGAUGACAUCGAUGAACGGGCGGAAAGCGGACGAUUGGGUCAUAGCUCGAAUGGGGGCCAUCGUCAUCCAUCUCAUGACCAAGACUAGAAGGGAAACAAUGAAUCUUGAAGCCCUUCUUAUGAGGCCCCACGACUGGAUGGGACCAGAGGACUUCCCGCAGUAUCAAGACUUCUGGGAUGGUUCGGAGCCGCCUGACUUCGUACUCCGCUCCCCCAAGGGCGUUACGGCAACAGUAGAGGAUCAGGAAAAACUCUUGGAGGCUUUCGACGACAAGACAGAUUAUGAUAACGAAUCUGAUAUCGAGGAGUCGAUGAAAGCAAUGCUCAAGUCCUAUCUUCGAGCGAGGGUCAGAAAUGAUAACUCGAAUGAUGCAACAUGGUGCAGUGAUGAGAUGAUGGCACGUAAUUAUGGAUCGAGACCAGUAAGACCGAAGACCAGGACCGCCAUACGUAAUGCGAGGACGAAGAUAUCGAAGACACACUCCCACUGCAGUAACGGCAACCCGACUAAGGUUCCUCCCAAAGAUACUGGUCACCGCCAAUACCUUUGGUUGAUGCAGUGA
This is a messenger RNA of Perkinsus marinus ATCC 50983, 1449 nucleotides long. RefSeq lists its product as hypothetical. The transcript is spliced from 11 exons. NCBI's taxonomy places the organism in Eukaryota, Perkinsozoa, Perkinsida, Perkinsidae. Gene Ontology annotation, biological process: negative regulation of ribosome biogenesis; negative regulation of translation. Gene Ontology annotation, molecular function: ribosomal large subunit binding. The record is from RefSeq and is a predicted model, not a curated record. Bases 1 to 1449 code for a protein of 482 amino acids.